UGCUCGCCCGCUGAUUAUUUAUUUUAACUCAGUGCGAUUGGUUUUUAACAUGCGAUUAGUUACAACAUUUCUCGGCUGGUGGUGUUUUAUAGAAAAUUUCUUGCGGUUUUCAAUAAAUAAUAACUAAUAGAAAAUUAAUUUUCCCACCUGGUGCAAGAGGCACUGAAGCAAGACGAACGAGAAACUAUAAUAGAGGCUGGCCAGCGUCAUCAAGUUCAUUAUCAUUAUCAACACCAUACAAUUAACAUCCAAUCAUCACAUGUACAUACCGAAAACAAACGUAAACGUUGCACAGCAAAUGAAGUAGUGUUCCUUUUGAGUGACUGCGCCAUAUAUAUGUAUAUGUAUAUCUCCAAAAUGUACAACAGACAACAGAUGCUCUUGCAUAACAUGUGACACACGCGCAUUGAUUGGAAAACCAACAACUUGGGUUUUAACACCCACGCUUUUGUGUGCUAUUUCUUACAAAAACAAAUUACGCCACCCCAGUAUUAGUCGUUAAACAGCCAAAGCACUUCAGAAAAAACACUCUGGACUUCCAACUUUGACGACAACGCAGAAGCGAGACUUCAUAGCAAACAUAAAAGCAAAAACAAGCACAAAAUAUGGGCGCUAGUACCGUCCUGCAACAGCGCCUGCGUUCCAGCCGUUGUUACAUGUCCUUGGCCUGCUCCAUUGGCUCGAUCAGUUUGGCAUGUGGCAGCCUGCUGCAGAUACCGAACAUUACAGAUCGAAUUUCGCUGCAACGUGGCCUCUUCCUUACCUCGUUGGGUUUCAUCUACUUCGUGUCGUUGACAGAUUUCUGCCACAAGUACCUGCUGAAUACGAAACAUGGCCUGCAGUUUCGUAAAAAAUAUCGCCUCAUGAUGUCAGAUGUUAUGGAAAUUACCAACAAAAUCGUUUCCGCCGUACAGGCAACAUUUUCAUUUCUGGUCGGCUUCAUUGUAUGCAAAUCGACGUGCAGCAAGUCGUUCGUGUAUGCCUCACAUUUCUUGAUGGAAGCAUAUGGCUGGUUUGGUACCGCUUACUUUAUGUACGACAUUUGGUCCAUGUACAAGGUGCAUACACAGAAAAUCGCAGAUAAAUUGAAACUGAUGCGGUUGAAUGCCGCCACCACAGGUGCGACUUCAUCGAAUGGCGUCAAUGUUGGCAAUGGCAUUGCAUCUGGUGGCUGUGGUGACAGUGGUGAUGAUUCACCGGUACGUGUGGCUCCUCAGCAACGCGAAAAUGAUGAUAUCUAUGACUAUGAUGGCGAAUGUGUGCAAAUACCAAAGGAUGGCAAAUGGGAUUUCGUCAAAUAUGUGAUAACGCAUCCGGUCAUGAUGAUCCAUCAUGUUUUCAUUGGCACCUUUGGUUUGCUGGUUGUGACGUACAUACGCGGUGGUGGCCACUGCAUCUAUAGUUACAUGUUCAUGAUGGAAUUUUCUACGCCAUUUGUUUCCAUGCGCAGCAUAUUGAGCACCAUGCGCUUGAAAGAUUCGCGCGCUUACAUCAUCAACGGACUGUUAAUGUUGGGCACAUUUUUCGUGUUUCGUGUCUUUAUGUGGCCAUAUGUUAUGUACCGUUACAGCGUGGCUAUAAAUGCGAGCUUGUGGCAGGCGCUGACCACUUUGCCAACCGGCUGUAUUAUCAGUAUUAUGAUACUCUUCCUGCCACAGCUUUAUUGGUUUUUCUUGAUGGUCAAAGGUGCAUUGAAGGUUUUAUUACCGCCUAAACAAAAGGCCCCAGCCACUAAAAAACUCAGGCAGUCGAAAAACAACAAUUUGUCACCAGUAACACCAAACGCUGAACACGAUUUUAGCCAAAUUUGCAAUGCCGAGGUCCACAGCGCAGCCAACAUGCCGUUAACCCGAGACUAAUUACUGACAUUUCAUAGAAAUGAUAAAAAUUAGAUAGAUAUGCAAACGGCAAAAUUUUUUUGGCAGCAAACGGCAGUUAGUCCUCCCGAGGCUACUGCAGUAAAUUGGCGAAGAAGAUUCCUUAUUCGUCUGUAUGUUUACCAAUAAGCUGCUUUGUUGUUAUAGAAUUAAGUUUGUACAAUUUUAAUUUGUGAUUAAUUAACUUAUACUUAUACUUAACAUACAUACAAUGUACGGCACAAUUUUUUGAUAAAACUGAGUUGUAAGUAACAAAUUACUUUGAAUUAACUUAUGCAUUUCAAUGGUCUUCUAACUCUGCUCUAAAAGCCACAAACUAACAUUAUAAGUGAGGUUAAUAUGUUAUAUUAAUUGAUUUAAACACCGUUAAAUUAAUGAACUAUGUAUGAACUGUGACUUUUCAACAUUGAAUAUUUAAUAUUUAAUUUGUGUUGAUUGUCUUCUUGACGCAUUUCUAUUUACUUAUUGCUGUAGGUAUAUGUAUAGGUGUAUUUGUGUAGCUGUGCAUAUACAAAAGCUAAUUAUUUUAGCAUUACAUACAUAAUAAUUUUUUAAUAUAAAUGUUACUUUAAAUGGAUAAAUGUUAUCCAAGGAAUAGCUACUGCAGUGCAGCAUACAUAUAUAUUUAUAAAUGUAUAAAAAACGAACAAAUAGCUAUUAUUAAUAAUACUUUCAUUAAGUCAGCUAACUUGUAAAAUUUCAGUGAAUGCAGUACAACUAAUUUUUCUAAAUAAUUUUCUUCUUGAGUUCCUUUACUUAUAAAAAAAUUAGAAAUUAUAAGUAUUGAUUAUAUCUAAUUAAAUUUGUAUGUAUGACUUGCCCACAUAGAAAACAUAUGUAUGUAUAAUAGAUGUGUAUUAAAAAACAGAAACAAAAACAAAAAAACAAGUGCAGUUUAUUAGCAUUUAAUGAGCUUGAGCAAAACAUGUAGAAAAACACAAAAGGCUAAACGAAAAUAAUUGAUAUGAGGUAAAACAUUCAAUGUCUCGCAUUUUGCUGUACUUUAUAGUGAUGCAUUUUAGCUGUAUAAAAUGUUUUAGUGUUGUGAAAAAUAUACAAAUAAACAUAAGUGUACGCCAGCCAGAAAGCAGAUACACAAUUAAA
Anastrepha ludens (Mexican fruit fly) is the source of this 2981-nucleotide messenger RNA. RefSeq names its product ceramide synthase. The record is from RefSeq and is a predicted model, not a curated record. Gene Ontology annotation, biological process: lipid homeostasis. Lineage: Eukaryota; Metazoa; Arthropoda; Insecta; Diptera; Tephritidae. The coding region runs from base 606 to 1859 and encodes 417 amino acids. The transcript is spliced from 7 exons. Gene Ontology annotation, cellular component: endoplasmic reticulum; membrane.